AUGACCAGUGUGCGUCUUCUCUCUGCAGACUCUUUCAGUGUGAGGCUGGUGGGAGGAGCCAGUCGCUGUGAGGGGGAGCUGGAGUUUCAGAGAUUGUGCUCGGUGCUAGACUGUGGCACUGCUCUGUCUGUGGAGGGUAAAACAGGCCCAGAGAGAAAAGUCAUGACUGUUUCUCGUGACUGUGAAGAAACAUCUCUGAGCAGCUGCUUUAGGACUGGAACAUCUCCCUCAGACAAAAGUCUGCAGCUCAAGUGUUCAGACUCGGUGCGGUUGGUCUCGGGGUCCGGUCUGUGUUCAGGAUCAGUGCAGAUCUGGGACGGGUCCUGGACCGGGGUCUGUGACGGGGACUUGGACCAGCGGGGGGCAGAGGUGCUGUGCAGGGAGCUGGGCUGUGGGGCUCCUUCUCUCCUCCAGGGGGCGCUCUCUCCUCUGGGGCAGACGUUCCACUGUGAGGGCCAUGAGUCUGCUCUGAUGGACUGUCCCCGCUCCAACUCAAGGACCUGCUCCUCUGGAGCCACUGUCAACCUCACCUGCUCAGAGCUCAGGCUGGUGGGAGGAGCCAGUCGCUGUGCUGGGACUGUGGAGGUGAGUCUCAGAGGAGAGUGGAGACGAGUGGAGGGACGCUUUGGAUUCUGGGACCAGGAGGCUGCAGCUGCUGUGUGCAGAGCCCUGGACUGUGGCUCUGCUCUUUAUGGAGAACAUAGAGAUGAUUUUCCACACCGUCCUGUGUGGUUGGUCUUAUCUGACUGUGUGAAGAAGUCUUCAGUGACAGGAUGUGUCUUUGGUACAGACUUGUCUUCCUCGGGUCUGAAGGUGACGUGUUCAGACUCGGUGCGGUUGGUCUCGGGGUCCGGUCUGUGUUCAGGAUCAGUGCAGAUCUGGGACGGGUCCUGGACCGGGGUCUGUGACGGGGACUUGGACCAGCGGGGGGCAGAGGUGCUGUGCAGGGAGCUGGGCUGUGGGGCUCCUUCUCUCCUCCAGGGGGCGCUCUCUCCUCUGGGACAGACGUUCUACUGUGAGGGCCAUGAGUCUGCUCUGAUGGACUGUCCCCGCUCCAACUCAAGGACCUGCUCCUCUGGAGCCACUGUCAACCUCAUCUGCUCAGAGCUCAGGCUGGUGGGAGGAGCCAGUCGCUGUGCUGGGACUGUGGAGGUGAGUCUCAGAGGAGAGUGGAGACGGGUGGAGGGACGCUUUGGAUUCUGGGACCAGGAGGACACAGCUGCUGUGUGCAGAGCCCUGGACUGUGGCUCUGCUCUUCAUGGAGAACGUAGAGAUGAUUUUCCACACCGUCCUGUGUGGGAGAUCUCCUUUGACUGUGUGAAGAAGUCUUCAGUGAGAGGAUGUGUCUUUGGUUCCUCCUCCUCCUCUUCCUGGGGGGUGGAGGUGACGUGUUCAGACUCGGUGCGGUUGGUCUCGGGGUCCGGUCUGUGUUCAGGAUCAGUGCAGAUCUGGGACGGGUCCUGGACCGGGGUCUGUGACGGGGACUUGGACCAGCGGGGGGCAGAGGUGCUGUGCAGGGAGCUGGGCUGUGGGGCUCCUUCUCUCCUCCAGGGGGCGCUCUCUCCUCUGGGGCAGACGUUCCACUGUGAGGGCCAUGAGUCUGCUCUGAUGGACUGUCCCCGCUCCAACUCAAGGACCUGCUCCUCUGGAGCCACUGUCAACCUCACCUGCUCAGAGCUCAGGCUGGUGGGAGGAGCCAGUCGCUGUGCUGGGACUGUGGAGGUGAGUCUCAGAGGAGAGUGGAGACGGGUGGACUUGCCCUUUAGGCACUGGGACCAGGAGGCUGCAGCUGCUGUGUGCAGAGCCCUGGACUGUGGCUCUGCUCUUCACGGAGAACGUAGAGAUGAUUUUCCACACCGUCCUGUGUGGUUGGUCUUAUCUGACUGUGUGAAGAAGUCUUCAGUGAGAGGAUGUGUCUUUGGUUCCUCCUCCUCCUCUUCCUGGGGUGUGGAGGUGACGUGUUCAGACUUACUCAAUCGUCCAAUCAUCUCUGUGUCUGUGUUUGACGGGGCGUCUGAGCUCCAGCCUCAGGGGGUGCGGGUGCAGCUGGGCUCAAAGUUCAGGGUCAAAUGUUCCGUGGAGCCACAGUACCCAGGAGGCUCCUUCCGGCUCCUCUCUCCCGCCGCGCCCCCCGAUCAGAACCGCACCCUGCCCGCCGUCAAUCACUCCGCCCACUUCCUGUUCUCUGACACUGGCCACGCCCACGAAGGAAACUACACCUGUGUUUACCUCCUGCAGGUGUUCAACCACAGCCUCUCCUCUCAGAGCCACACACUCCAGCUCUCUGUGGGAGAGUCAGACUCAGACUUGAUCAUCAGAGUCGUGAUCAUUCUUCUGUUGAAGCUCCUGUACAUCCUCCCAAUGUCCUACUGCUACUGCAAGCACCAUGAAAAGGUUCUUUUGUGCUUCAAGCACAGAAGAACCUCUGUGUCCUCUGCUCUUCUGCUCCUGACACAGCAGGAGGCGCCAGUGUGCAGACAACAGGGCUCUGAUGGGACAUGGGGCUGGAGAGGAUCAGACAAAUAA
Messenger RNA from Boleophthalmus pectinirostris (great blue-spotted mudskipper), 2526 nucleotides. Its product is annotated as antigen WC1.1-like. The transcript has 11 exons. The record is from RefSeq and is a predicted model, not a curated record. NCBI's taxonomy places the organism in Eukaryota, Metazoa, Chordata, Actinopteri, Gobiiformes, Gobiidae. Gene Ontology annotation, cellular component: membrane. The coding region runs from base 1 to 2526 and encodes 841 amino acids.